Musa acuminata AAA Group (dessert banana) is the source of this 2125-nucleotide messenger RNA. RefSeq names its product growth-regulating factor 6-like. Gene Ontology annotation, molecular function: ATP binding. The record is from RefSeq and is a predicted model, not a curated record. Gene Ontology annotation, biological process: developmental process; regulation of DNA-templated transcription; DNA-templated transcription. NCBI's taxonomy places the organism in Eukaryota, Viridiplantae, Streptophyta, Magnoliopsida, Zingiberales, Musaceae. Bases 143 to 1777 code for a protein of 544 amino acids. The transcript has 4 exons. Gene Ontology annotation, cellular component: nucleus.
UUCCCAGGCUUCUCCUCCCCCCUUCCCCUGCAUCUCACUUUCCUUCCAUGUUCUCAUGCGUACACACACCGCCAUGGUCCUCGCACCCGUGGUCUCAUAGUUAAGAGUGGUCGAGGAGAUUGACUUUAGCGGAGUGGUGGGUAUGGUUGCGGCAAUGGCUGGUGGUGUCUCCUCAUCUUCCAUGGCCUCCUCAGACACUGAACUCAGCAGGCAAAGUGUGCUCUUGGGAUCUAGUUUUCAGCAUAAUGGGAGUGGCUCUGAAGCCGCGGCCCAUGACAUGAGAUGCGUCAAGAUGGCUCCUGUCCUCAUACCCUACCCCGGCCCCCUCUUCCCUGAUGGAGAGCAAAUGCUUAGUUUCUCCUCAGCAUCCGGGCAAGCCUCAAUGAUGCUCAACCUGGAUAGAACUUUGCCUUACCACCAACACCACCCAUCAGCAUCUACUUCUUCUACAUCUUCAUUUCUCAGGAAUGCAGGGUUGGAUUCUGGCAACUUUGAUGUGAACAUGCAUGGAGUGAGGGGGCCCUUCGCGCCAUCUCAGUGGCUGGAGCUCGAACGCCAAGCCUUGAUCUACAAGUACAUUGUUGCAUAUGUGGCCAUACCACCCAACCUUCUCAUCCCUAUUAGAACAAGUCUAAGCCCUUCUGGGUUUUCUCCCUUCUCAGUUGGAUCCUUUGGCUCAAGCUCAUUAGGAUGGGGAUCAUAUCAUCAAAGAUAUACUGGAAAUGAUGAUCUGGAACCUGGUAGAUGCCGUCGAACGGAUGGGAAGAAAUGGCGGUGCUCAAAGGAUGCCAUUGCCGACCAGAGGUACUGUGAGCGGCACCUGAAUCGGGGUCGCCAUCGUUCAAGAAAGCGUGUGGAAGGCUGCACUCGCCAUGGCUCGGAAGCCAUAGCCAUAGUACCUCUGCAGUCUGCUUCUGCCAUUUCUGGCAGCAGAACAUCUGAUAAUCUCCCCACUUCACAGCACCAGGCUGCAAACUUAGAGACAAACAUCAAUGACUGUUGCCCUGCACAAUUUGAUAGGAUGCCAAUGAGCAAAGGAAAUGUAAAUGAGCGUGCACAGGAAUCUGAAGGCCUCUCCAUGCGAGGCCUUUUGAGAUCAAGACCCAUGAGUGACUUAUUUCCAGUAUCAGAGGAACAUAAUGCCUUUGAAGAGACCCCAUCUGGAGUAAAACUUGGGCACGUUUCCAUGGAUUCACUUUUUAAUGAUUCAAGUAGCACCUCCUCAGAUAAUAUCAGCAGCUAUAUCACCACUGCAAAUCUCAAUGAUCAGCAGAAGAGACCCCAUCCCCUUCAAUGCUUCAACGAUGAGUCUGAUCAUUCAAAUAUAUCCUGGUCUGGGGUAGAAAUGCAAUCUGAUAGAACCCAAUCGUCUAUCUCGUUCCCUAUGGCUUGUUCUCCCUGCAAUUCAUCAGCAGAAUAUGAUCCCAUCAAUGUAGGUCUGAGAGUUGGUGUACCAUGCAAAUUAAGCAAAUGUCAAACUGGUUGGUUACCGAUCUCCCCGGAGUCUUCUAUGGCAGGACCGCUAGGAGAGGUCCUAAACAGAACUAGCAGCACUAUCAAACAACAGAUAAACUUCUCGACUGAUAGCUGUGAUUUUAGCCCUUGGUUGGAGUCCUCGCCAACCGGUGUCCUACAGAAAGUUUUGUUUGGUUCAGUGUCCAGCAGCACCGGAAGCAGCCCUGGGGCUGAGAACAGCAAGUCCCACAAAAGCAAUGGAAGCUUGUGUGAGGAUGUUUGUGGCUCAACCCUUGAAGAUCUUCAUACCAUCCCCUCAUAAUGUGCUUUGAUCAGAAACCUGCAACAAGAAGACAGCAGAAGCAGGAGACAAAAUGAGAAGAUGAUACAAGAAAAAGUCUACUGAAAAGCAUGGCACUUGUGUUGAUUUGAAGUAAGGACUGCAAGACCAAUGAGCUUCCCUUUUCUAGUUGUGUUCUUUAUUUGCUCGUUUUAUUGUGUACUAUUCACUCUAAAAUUAUGCACAAAACAUGGUGCAUGGCUUCAAUUAAUCACCUUUCUGGGAACAGAAGCAUCCUAUAAUUAAGGUGCUUUAUCUGCAGAUCUGAUGUGAUAAUUUGAUCUGCAGACAAAACAGUGUCUUUCUAAGAUAUUCUACCGAGUUUCAGAA